This is a messenger RNA of Dictyostelium purpureum, 736 nucleotides long. RefSeq lists its product as uncharacterized. The transcript has a single exon. Lineage: Eukaryota; Evosea; Eumycetozoa; Dictyosteliales; Dictyosteliaceae. The record is from RefSeq and is a predicted model, not a curated record. The coding region runs from base 31 to 732 and encodes 233 amino acids.
CAACUAGAUCUAUUAAACCAAAAAUUAAAUAUGUUACAAAAUCCAAAUCCAUAUCCAAAUCCAAAUCCAUAUCCAAAGCCCAAAGAAAAGGAUUUGGUAAAAAACAAAGAAAGGAAUCAAAUAAAAGAAUUUGUUAAAACAUGGUUCAAAAAAGACCUUCCAAAUUUAAUUUCUAUAACAAAUGAAAAAAUUCCAGAUGAAUUAUUCGAAUAUUUAAAAGAUAUUUUAGAUUUUAAAAAUAAAGAUCAUUUCGAGUAUCCAUGGAGUAAACGAUCACUUAUAUCGGUUGUAAAUGAAGCAAAAAAAAAUAUUAGAUAUUUAUGGAAAACAAAAGACACUUGUUUUAAAGAAUUAUGCGCCAAAUAUCCAAAUUAUAUGUUUAAUGAACAAUUACAACUUGAAAAAGAAGUAGUUAUAGAUAUGGUUUCUAAUAAAUUAUUUUUUACAAUUACUGAUGAUCAAGUUGCCACAGAAUUUGCAAAAUGGAUUUUAAAUGGGAAACAAUCUUUUUAUUCUUAUUCAAAACCAAAUUAUUUAGAUAUAGAUAAUAAAUCUUCCAUAGAAAUUUCUAUUCCACAAAAAACAAUUGAUGAAAAAGCACCACAAUCAAAUUCACCAUUAAAAAAAUCAAAAAAAAAGUCAUUUGAUAAAAUUUGUGUUGAACUCGGUAUAAGCCCUGAAGAAAUAAAAGAAUAUAAUAAAAAACAAAAAAAUCAAAAUCUUUUUAUAUAACAAU